AUCGUGGUGGAGCAGGGCCAGAGGCGAAAAACCGUCGUCGCUCCAUGGGCACUCUCUUCCGCGUCUGACAGUGGCCAGAGCACUGAGGAGAACCUCUGGAAGAAUGGGCACAUUGGCGAUUGUCCCAUGUCCCAUUGGAUGGAGAAGCCCAUGUUGCGAAUACUAUUCUGCGGUGGAUAUGUAUCCUCAGUGGAGGGACCCCAGACACAGGACCCGGGACCCGCGUGACUGAUGAUGGAUCGCACACCCUUUUUUUCUCACGGCAAUGUCCAGAUCUGCGAAAAAAUUCCCACUUGCUCUCUCCUCACAAAUCUGGCAAGUUUGCUCUCGGGGGGUCACGCAGACUUGAUCCUUCCUCGCGGGCAAGAUCCCCAGACCACCGCGAAAAUCGCCCUUUACCCCGGAAACGCAGUGUAACGUGGGAUCUUCGUCCCUCCCCCGCAACUAAAGCCUGCACAAGGAUAUAAAGAGAAGCUGGUCGGGCGAUCAGCGGGGAGGUUGGGAGUGUUUGGUUCCAACUCGUCUGUGAAUCUGUCCUGCCCUGUUUCUUGUGCGACAUUUCUCGCCAGCAGGGUUGUGCGACUAGGAGGUGGCCGCACGUUGUCACCCUUCACUUCAACAUCCAACCACCCUCGACACUCUACAACUCAUUUAUUUUGAUUCAGUUUACCCUAACGAGGUGGAAGGAAGAAAGCACACGCAAAGCUGAGACGGAUUCAAUCAUGUCGGAAAAGGCGAUCGAGGAGAACGUCAUCUCCUCGCGACCCUCCCACGGCGCGCCGGAGCAGGUCGCACGAGAUGAGAUCGAGCACCAGAAGACCUUUGACGAUGUCAUCCACAAUGCUCAACGGGCCACCGAGAAGGAGCACAAGAUGACCUUGUGGCAGGGCAUCAAGCUCUACCCCAAAGCCGUCGGAUGGAGCAUCUUGAUCUCGACCUGCAUCUGCAUGGAAGGGUACGAUGUGUGCUUGUUGAGCAACUUCUACGCGUUCCCUCAGUUCCAGAAAAAAUACGGCAAGCAGCUCCCCGAUGGAAGUUGGCAAAUUCCGGCCAGCUGGCAGUCAGGGCUAAGCAAUGGUGCCAAUGUCGGUGAAAUCCUUGGUCUUUUCAUCAAUGGCUGGGUCUGUGAGCGUUUCGGCUAUCGCUACACUCUCAUCACCUGCCUUGCUCUUGUCGCCAUCUAUACGGCUAUCUUCUUCACCGCGCAGACCGUGGUGGCCAUCCAGGUCGCUGAGAUCCUCUGUGGCAUACCUUGGGGAAUGUUCCAAGUCGCAACGAUAACCUAUGCCUCAGAGGUCUGCCCCGUGGCACUCAGAGGAUAUCUUACAACCUAUGUGAACUUCUGCUGGGGGGCUGGGCAGGUGCUUGGCAUUGGUGUCAUCAAAGCAAUGCUUCCUCGAGACGAUCAGUGGUCCUACCGAAUACCGUACUCUUUGCAGUGGCUAUGGCCGGCGCCUCUAAUUGUUGGAAUAUUCCUUGCACCAGAGUCGCCAUGGUGGCUUGUGCGAAAAGGCCGGAUUGACGACGCCAAAAGGUCCCUUCUCCGACUGACCUCUCUCAAUCGAGAGACUGACUUUGAUGCCGACGAGACCGUUGCAAUGAUGGUCCACACAACUGCCCUAGAAGAGAAAAUCACACGAGGCGCCACUUACUGGGAUUGCUUCAAAGGCACAGACCUACGACGGACUGAGAUUGUGUGCAUGGUGUGGGCGAUCCAGAACCUGUCCGGCAACUCUUUCUCGGGGUAUUCGACGUAUUUCCUCGAACAAGCAGGCCUGGCGCCCAGUAAAUCAUAUGACUUUGCUCUCGGUCAGUACGGGAUCAACAUGGCUGGGGUGUUCGGCGCCUGGUUCCUGAUGACUUGGGGCGUCGGACGACGAUCACUCUACCUCUACGGACUCUGUGGCCUAUUCUCCAUGCUGCUGAUCAUGGGGUUUUUAGGCCUAGUUCCGCGCGCUCACAGGGACGAAGCCGCCCUAGCUACAGGGUCAAUCAUGCUGGUCUGGGCACUCUGCUAUCAACUGACCGUGGGCACGGUUUGCUAUUCCCUGGUUGCGGAGCUCUCCACCCGCCGUCUACAGAUCAAGACUGUCGUGUUGGGCCGCAACUUAUACAACGUCGUCGGUAUCAUCUGCUCCGUUUUGACACCGUACAUGCUCAACCCUGGUGAGUGGAACUGGAGCAACUACGCCGGUUUCUUCUGGGCAGGAAUCUGCUUCUGUUGCAUCAUCUACACAUACUUCCGUGUCCCAGAGCCAGCCGGACGCAGUUUCGCAGAACUGGAUCUCCUGUUUGAGAGGGGAGUGAGUGCACGAAAGUUCGCGAGUACGCACAUCGAUGUCUUUGAGGAGUCCGUGGUUCAUGAAACAGUGGAGGGGACGGGCACUUUGCGAAACUACGAAGAGAAAAGGGGAAGUGUUGUGCGCGGAGUUAUUGGAGAAGAGACAAUGCCUCCAAGGCAAUUGAUUUGAGAGAACGAUCCUUUAUGAAUGAGCUGGAAGGGGCUAAAGUGAGAGGGAAGUGGACUUGUGGUGGAUGAGGCUACGAGGCUACGAGGCUGAAAUAAAUGUGGAGCUUUUCCAAAUGCAGUAACCCAUGACGCCUGCCAAGAAUUGGCGGCCGCCUUGGAACAAUGUAAAUAUUUCAUUGCUUGCCUUCUGGGUUCUAAGUGUCACUUUGAACCAAGCCAAUAUAUAUUUU
This is a messenger RNA of Cladophialophora immunda, 2700 nucleotides long. RefSeq lists its product as uncharacterized. NCBI's taxonomy places the organism in Eukaryota, Fungi, Ascomycota, Eurotiomycetes, Chaetothyriales, Herpotrichiellaceae. The transcript has 4 exons. Gene Ontology annotation, molecular function: carbohydrate:proton symporter activity. Gene Ontology annotation, cellular component: membrane. Gene Ontology annotation, biological process: carbohydrate transport; transmembrane transport. The coding region runs from base 723 to 2471 and encodes 582 amino acids. The record is from RefSeq and is a predicted model, not a curated record.